AUGAAUGAGCUGUUUGAGGAGUUUGCGGAGGCUCACUCUCUCAAGCAUGGCUACAUUCUAGCUCAAACACUGUCACCAGUUCCGCCGCCCGGGCAGCCCAACAGACUUCGACAAAUAUCGCAAAGCACAAACGCUCUUGGCAGCAAGGGCGAGCUGAAGCAUUUCAUCAAAAUCAAGACGGCGCGAAAGGUGAAGCUCGAUCAUGACGAAGUCAACGGCUGGGUCGAGGUCUACGCCGCUUACUGGAAAGCUGUCGGUGAGAUUGCCGCCGGCGAGGAGGGAAGAUCAACAUGGACCAAGGUAUACGAGGCAUGGAAGGAGGUGACGUCGAUGCUCAUUCGCGGAUACAAUAAUUUUGGCUUUGAGGCAUGGACCAUCCCGACCCUGUACAUGGUCGGCAAGUACCUCCGACUCUUUGCCAUCAAGUCGGAUGCAGAACGCAGCAAGCAGUCUGAAGUAAUGCCGACGGGGUCCGCCGCCCUUAUGCAGGACGACUUUGACCCCGAAGCAGAUAAACAGGCUCAACUGCGCGACUGUGAGCAGCAUUUGAAGAGAAUAUUCACCCUUUGUCUCAAUGAUAGGGCUCCAUUGGAAGAAUCAAGAAAGUGGGGGAUAUACUACAUCAUCAACUUGCUGUUCAAAACAUAUUUCAAGCUCAACUCUGCCUCGUUGUCAAGAACAAUCCUCAAGACCCUGGCGGUGUAUAACCAGAAGGGAGACAUGCCGCCGCUCGAGUCAUUUCCCAAGUCCCAGAGAGUCACAUUCAAAUACUACGAAGGCGUUCUCUUCUUCCUCGAAGAGAAUUAUACAGAGGCUGAGAAAUACCUUGUCGAAGCUUGGAACCUUUGUCAAAAAGAUGCCAAACCAAACUCCGAGCGCAUUCUCACAUAUCUCAUUCCUUGUCGGCUGCUCACCAGCCAUGUUCUUCCUACCAAGCAGCUGCUGGAGCCAUACCCCCGCCUGCAAGAGCUGUUUCUACCCCUCGCCAAAUGCAUUCGGAGCGGCGACUUGCGCAACUUUGAUAUUGCCCUCCAGCAUGGAGAAGAUCAGUUCGUCAAACGCCGUAUAUACCUCACCCUCGAACGUGGCCGCGACAUCGCGCUGCGCAAUUUGCUUCGCAAAGUAUUUAUUGCGGGGGGCUUUGAUGAGCCGAAAGAGGGCGAAACGACACCGGUCCGUCGCACGCGAGUUCCUGUCGCAGAGUUCCAGGCUGCCAUUAGUAUGGGCAGCGGUGGCGACAGCAUAGAUACCGACGAGGUCGAGUGCUUAUUGGCAAAUAUGAUAUAUAAAGUGAGUCACAUCAUUGAGUAA
Messenger RNA from Cordyceps fumosorosea ARSEF 2679, 1311 nucleotides. RefSeq names its product COP9 signalosome complex subunit 12. Gene Ontology annotation, molecular function: RNA binding; double-stranded DNA binding. The transcript is spliced from 5 exons. The record is from RefSeq and is a predicted model, not a curated record. Gene Ontology annotation, cellular component: transcription export complex 2. Gene Ontology annotation, biological process: post-transcriptional tethering of RNA polymerase II gene DNA at nuclear periphery; transcription elongation by RNA polymerase II; poly(A)+ mRNA export from nucleus. NCBI's taxonomy places the organism in Eukaryota, Fungi, Ascomycota, Sordariomycetes, Hypocreales, Cordycipitaceae. Bases 1 to 1311 code for a protein of 436 amino acids.